CGCUGCCCGCACUGCGGCACCCGGCCCACUCCGGGAGCCGAGGUGGCUGGCGGCCCUGAGGGUGGCGCCGCCGCCCCACUGCCGGCCCUGCCUGCUCGGCGCCCGGAUCCCGCUUCGCGGCGCCUCGGGUGUCGGCUCGGCGGGGAUCCUGAUUGAGUCAGCAUUUACUUUGUUUUCGAUGAUUGCCAUAAAGCUGAGAUAUGCCUGCUGUUGAGAGUGAAGCCAAAGUAAAAACCAAAGUUCGUUUUGAAGAACUGCUGAAGACCCACAGUGAUCUAAUCCGUGAAAGAAAAAGACUAAAGAAAAAACUUGCCAAAUCUAAAGAAAACAUUUCAGGUGAUGCUGUUAAAAGCAAUCUUCCGAAUAUUAAAGAAAAUGAAAGUGGUGAUGUAAAUGCUACUGACACGAAUAACCAAGGGAAUAGCAUACGAGUCAGUAAAACCAAACUGAGAAAUACUCAGUGUGCAGCUGAAAAGCCAAAUGAUGAUGUCAGUGUAGAGGAAGACAAGCAAAGAAAGCCGAACAGAAAGAUUGGAAAGACAGCGCCCCAGGUGCCCGCUCAGGACAUGGAGCCAGAGACGCCUGAGAAGGCGGACUCUGCCCAUCACAAAGCACGACCGAAGCCUCAGUCUGGCGUUGGCCAUCAGAAAAGUGAGAAAACACGUGAGGGACGGGAGAAUGAUGAUUUGGAUGAGGAAGAACUGAUGCAAGCAUAUCAGCUUCAAGUAGCUGAGGAAAUGGCCAAGGAGAUUAAGAAGAAAAUUAAAAAGAAACUGAAAGAACAGCUGACUUACUUUCCCUCUGAUACGUCAUCGCAUGAUGACAAGUUGAGCAGUGAGAAAAGAAAAAAGAAAAAAAAAGUUCCAGUUCUGUCGAAAGCUGAAACAAGUUCACUGACUGAGUGUAAUGACCCAAAUGAAGGCAAACAAAAGAAAGAAUCUCCAGUUGGAGCAGUGACUUCAGAGUCUCAUCAAGAUGAUGACAUAAGCUCAGCCAAACAUAAUGCAGAAGACAGCAUGCAAGAAAACACCAAACCUAAGCCAAAAAAGACAAAAAAGAAGGUUAAAGCAGUUUCAAAUGAUAAUGAAGACAUGGAUGGUGAUGGUGUUCAAGAAAUAACCAGUCGAGACAGCCCAGUUUAUCCAAAAUGUUUGGUUGAUGAUGACCUUGUCCUGGGAGUUUACAUUCACCGAACUGAUCGGCUUAAGUCAGAUUUUCUGAUUUCUCACCCAAUGGUUAAAAUUCACGUCAUUGAUGAGAAUACUGGCCAGUAUGUCAAGAAAGAUGACAGUGAACGGCCUGUUUCAUCUUACUAUGAAAAAGAGAGUGUGGAUUAUAUUCUUCCUAUUAUGACCCAGCCAUAUGAUUUUAAGCAGUUAAAAUCAAGGCUUCCAGAGUGGGAAGAACAGAUUAUAUUCAAUGAAAAUUUUCCAUAUUUGCUUCGAGGUUUUGAUGAGAGUCCCAAAGUCAUCUUGUUCUUUGAGAUUCUUGAUUUCUUAAGUAUGGAAGAAAUUAAAAACAACUCUGAAGUUCAAAACCAGGAAUGUGGCUUUCGAAAGAUUGCCUGGGCAUUUCUUAAGCUUCUGGGAGCCAAUGGAAAUGCAAACAUCAAUUCCAAACUUCGUUUGCAGCUGUUUUACCCACCUACUAAACCUCGAUCCCAGUUAAAUGUUGUUGAAGUAUUUGAAUGGUGGUCAAAAUGUCCCAGAAAUCGUUAUCCAUCAACAUUAUAUGUAACUGUAAGAGGACUGAAACUUCCAGAUUGUAUAAAACCAUCUUACCGCUCUAUGGUGGCUCUUCAGGAAGAAAAAGGUAAACCUGUGUAUUGUGAGCGUCACCAUGAGCCAAGUUCAGUAGAGACAGAACCUGGGUUAGAAGACUCCAAGCAAGUAGUGAAGUGGAACCGGCUGCCUGGGCAGGCUUGCCGGAUCCCGAACAAGCACCUCUUCUCACUAAAUGCAGGAGAACGCGGAUGUUUCUGUCUUGGUUUCUCCCACAAUGGGCGGAUACUGGCAGCAGCCUGCGCCAGCCGCGACGGCUAUCCAGUUAUAUUAUACGAAAUUCCUUCUGGACGUUUCAUGAGAGAGUUGUGUGGCCACCUCAAUAUCAUUUAUGAUCUUUGCUGGUCCACAGAUGAUCGCUAUAUCCUGACUUCUUCAUCUGAUGGCACUGCCAGGGUAUGGAAAAAUGAAAUCAACAAUACAAAUACUUUCAGAGUUUUACCUCAUCCUUCGUUUGUCUACACGGCUAAAUUUCAUCCAGCCACAAGAGAGUUGGUGGUUACAGGAUGCUACGAUUCUAUGAUACGAAUAUGGCAAAUUGAUACAAGAGAAGAUUCUGCCAUAUUGAUUCGACAGUUUGACGCUCACAAGAGCUUUAUCAACUCUCUCUGUUUUGAUCAUGAAGGCCAUCACAUGUACACAGGAGACUGCACAGGGACGAUUGUUGCUUGGGAUACCUAUGUCAAGGUGAACGACUUGCAACAUUCAGUGCGCCACUGGGCUGUAAAUAAGGAAAUUAAAGAAACUGAAUUUAAAGGAAUUCCAAUAAGUUACUUGGAGGUUCAUCCCAAUGGAAAACGUUUAUUAAUCCAUACCAAAGACAGUACUUUAAGGAUUAUGGAUCUCCGAAUAUUAGUAGCAAGGAAAUUUGUCGGCGCAGCCAAUUACCGGGAGAAGAUCCACAGCACCUUGACACCGUGCGGCUCCUUUCUCUUUGCUGGAAGUGAGGACGGGGUGGUGUAUGUGUGGAACCCCGAAACAGGAGAACAAGUGGCAGUGUAUUCUGACCUGCCAUUCAAGGCACCAAUUCGAGACAUUUCAUACCAUCCUUUUGAAAAUAUGGUUGCUUUUUGUGCAUUUGGGCAGAAUGAGCCAAUUCUUCUGUAUAUUUAUGAUUUCCAUGUAGCCCAGCAGGAAAGUGAAAUGCUCAAACACUGUAAUGGAACAUUGCCACUACCUGGAAUACACCAAAGUCAGGAUGCUCUGUGCACCUGUCCAAAGCUGCCCCCUCAAAGCUCCUUUCAGAUUGAUGAAUUUGUGCACACCGAAAAUACUUCAUCUAAGAUGCAGCUCGUGAAACAGAGACUCGAAACUGUCACAGAGGUGAUACGAUCCUGUGCUGAAAAAGUCAACAAAAACCUAUCAUUUACCUCACCAGCCCCAGCCUCCUCACAGCAGUCCACGUUUAAACAGUCCGAGCUGCUGGCCAGACAGGCAGCCGUUCUGGCCACAGGCGCGCGGGACACCCUGCAGCACUUUGGUUUCCCUCACUCCGGAAUGGUCAGCGCAGAAAGAAGGCCUCGCAACCAUCAGGUAGACACAGCACCAACGGUAGUGGCUCUUUAUGACUACAUGGCGAAUCGAUCAGAUGAACUAACCAUCCAUCGUGGAGACAUUAUCCGAGUGUUUUUCAAAGAUAAUGAAGACUGGUGGUAUGGCAGCGUAGGGAAGGGACAGGAUGGUUAUUUUCCAGCUAAUCAUGUGGCUAGUGAAACACUGUAUCGAGAACUGCCUCCAAAGAUAAAGGAGAGAUCCCCUCCUGUAAGUCCUAAGGAGAAAAACAAAACAGAAAAACCUUCAGCUUCUCAAAAGCCUGUCAAUAAGGACAAGUCCCAGGAUUUCAGACCCAGCUCACAACUGAUGACACAUUCUGAAAUAGGCAAAGAACAGAGCCAGGAGGACCGUGGGCACAAACUGGACACACAGGGUAAGAAGAAUGAACAAACAAGCCGAAAAGUCACCCUAAUAGAGUGAAAAGCUGAAGAAGAAUGGAGACACAGCAAGUACACAGAAAUGAAAUGACAGAUUAAACCAUAAUGAAUUUCUCUCCAGAGUUCAGAAUUUUCAGAUAAUAAGGAAGAAAGGAAGCAUCAAUUACUUGUCUCCUUUCAAAAGCAUAUAGACAAAGCAGAAGUGAGAAACAGGUGGAAAAAUCAGUGUGGCCUACGAGCUUAACUGUUACAACCCAUUGUGAUUGAUGUUGAUCAAAGUAUUGGUACUUGUAUUUUUAGUAAUUGCAUCAAAAUUACGCUACCACUGUCAAAGAAACAAUAAAGAAAAACCGUACUUGCUCUUCAGCAAAUAUGAGUAAAA
Molecule: messenger RNA, 4094 nt
Organism: Ochotona princeps (American pika)
Lineage: Eukaryota; Metazoa; Chordata; Mammalia; Lagomorpha; Ochotonidae
Gene: AHI1
Product: Abelson helper integration site 1
Exons: 26
Coding region: 201-3755 (1184 amino acids)
Biological process (GO): motile cilium assembly
Cellular component (GO): ciliary basal body
Molecular function (GO): protein binding
Source: RefSeq, a predicted model, not a curated record